Messenger RNA from Pelobates cultripes (western spadefoot toad), 380 nucleotides. NCBI's taxonomy places the organism in Eukaryota, Metazoa, Chordata, Amphibia, Anura, Pelobatidae. The record is from the annotation of a GenBank genome assembly.
AUGUACCGCGAGUGUUAAUAGAAAGAGCCAGACAAGAAAGAUGGCGACCACGAGCUAACAAGGCUGGUAGUCCGCGAGCAUACCGCGAAACGCAGGGGAUGGCAGCAGCUACGGGAGAGGCCGAAGGCAGAGCCAAGAGGAAUGCGUAGAGAUCGUAUGAAAAAGUUGCAGGAAGUCUGGCUCGGAUGCAGCCAGAGCGGCAGACGCCAAUUACCCAAAUUGCCAAUCCGAAACCGCCCUAUAGACAACAGUAGUGGAGAAUGGAAGAGCGAACUCGGGGCCCCUUCGGACAACCCAUGGAGGCAGACAGACGCUGAGAGUUCAGCUGACCGAAAGGCUGCUGGGGAGGGAAUAAGUCGACUCGCAAGAACCACAGCGAA